Messenger RNA from Kwoniella mangroviensis CBS 8507, 1401 nucleotides. RefSeq lists its product as uncharacterized. Gene Ontology annotation, molecular function: RNA polymerase II cis-regulatory region sequence-specific DNA binding; DNA-binding transcription factor activity, RNA polymerase II-specific. The coding region runs from base 1 to 1401 and encodes 466 amino acids. The transcript is spliced from 3 exons. Gene Ontology annotation, cellular component: transcription regulator complex. Gene Ontology annotation, biological process: regulation of transcription by RNA polymerase II. NCBI's taxonomy places the organism in Eukaryota, Fungi, Basidiomycota, Tremellomycetes, Tremellales, Cryptococcaceae. The record is from RefSeq and is a predicted model, not a curated record.
AUGGCAGCCUGGACAGGAUCCCCUAUAAUAGUAGAAGAAGCUUUCAAUCAAGUUUGGAAGUCGACCGUGGAGAUACAACCGUCCUUUUACUUCCCAACAAGCCAAAAUAUCAAUCUACCCUCUCCCCCACUCGAUUCACCAGUCUCGUCGACGGAAGAUGAUCUAGCGACAGCGGAGAUAUUGGCCAGAAUCAAGUUUGGUACUUCCAGCCCAUCGUUAGAAUCUCGAAAGAGGUCUUUGACGUCCUCCAAUGGUGAAGAAGACGAAGAUAAACACGCGAUAAAGAGGAAGAAAGAGAGUAGCGUAGAGAGUGUUGUCAGCGGAAGUACGAAUGGUACCGCUGGUGGUGCUGCUGAAAGAUGGCCACCAAGAAAGGAGUUCGUCUAUCUUACUUGCGUUGUGGCCAUCCCACCUGUUGGUAGACAGAAGUUACCUCUCUUUGGAAAGCCAUGUGGACGGAAUGAGAUAAUCGCAAAGGUAGUCACGAUGGCCACGGGAGAAGGCUGUUCAAGAAAACUCAUCUCAUCUCACGCACAGGUGUUGAAGGGUAGAAAGGAGCUUAGCAAGCAGCUGAGAGACCUCCUAACGACCGAAGAAGGGAAGAACAAUGACGACGAGGUUUCUCCAACCGUAUACACCUUGGGAGCAGAAUGGAAUUUCCCAAAAUGUCUCAAUCGAUUGAUUGGCUUACCUGAAAAUCUCGAUUUGAGAACAGCUUGUACUCCACCAUUAAUCGCUCAACAUUUCGUAGAUGUCGUCAAACCUCCUAAAUCAUCUACCAAAAGAGAAAGAGCUACACCAGCGAAUAAGAACAAGUUGACAAUCAAGACAAAACCUAGUAAAUCACUUUCACCUUCUGUGUUUUCCGCUGGGACCACCUCACCUAGUAUGAUCAGCAAUAGUGACAAGACGGAUGAAACGGAUGUACAUCUGCCAACUCCCAGGUCAUCUUAUCUACCUUCACCAUAUUUGCUAGGUACACCCACACCGCUCAGUUACGAUGAUCGAAAACCAUCAUUACCUUCUCCAGGUGACUUGUUCUCACCAAAUUAUAAGAUGUCUACCCCGAGCCGGAUAAACAUAUCGGACUAUUCUGCUCCCCCCACUUCCAUCCCCCGAAGACCUGCCACGGCCAACGCCAUUUCUUCAUCCACCACUAGACAGCUGCCACCACCUGAAUCACCCAUAGCAAGUAGGUUCAUGGUAGAUUCACCAUUUCGGACUCCUCUCAGUUCAGCUAGAAGAACUUCCGAGUCUCACUUAACCGCCAGUCUUGGGAGGUCCUCUUAUAACACGUUCGGAAGAGACUGCCUAAAGAUAAUGGGAGAUUCAAAUCGUAGGAUAUCAGGAGUAUCGAUCGAAGAUAUGAAAAGGAGAGAAAGGAAUCAGCAGUUAUGUUAG